AGAAUAAAAAGCAGUAGUCUGGGGUCUGGGAGGUGAAGGAGAGAGAAUGGAUCCUUUGUCGGCUCUCAGAGAGUUUACGAUGAGAGGCGAGGUGGAAAAGAUAGUGCGUGUGAACGCAGAGUUCCGAUUCGGGGAGGAGUACACCUUCCCAUGCUGGGUGGAGACUGCUUACCGUUCCACCAAGGGCAACCGUUACACCCUUGAAACCCUAGUCCACUACAUACAAAACCACCACCUCAAGCACACCGAGUACAUCCAGAACACCUUCGCCGUCGGCAUCCCCUCCGUCACCCUCCCCGACCGCAAGCCCCUCCUCCAAUACCUCCAGGGCACCCUCUCCUCCUCCGAUUCCAUCGAGUACCGCCCCCACGACGACCCUUCUUCCUUCCCAGCCCCCAAAUCCACCCCCAACCCCCCUUCCCUGCCCCCAGAGGACCUCAAUUUGGACUUCAUCUCCAUGAUCAGGUCCGCCGAGAAGCCCUUGAAGGACCGCCAGUCCUUGCUGGAGUGCAAGAAUCGCGACUUCUACAGCGUCCUCGUCUCCGCCACCAAGCGCGAAGAGGAGCGCCAGAGGAUGGAAUCUCACCAGAGGAAGGACGGCCUCGUUGCCAAGAGUCGCCUCAUGGGCUCCGACGACCGGGGUUUAGGGUUCUCCGACGACAUGGGCGGCUACGACCCUACUCCCAAGCCCAAGAUGCACCUCAAGGGCACCAAAAUUGGGGAAGGUGUCCCCAUUAUCUUGGUCCCCAGUGCCUUUCAGACCCUCAUUACUAUCUACAAUGUCAAGGAGUUCUUGGAGGAUGGUGUUUAUAUACCCACUGAUGUUAAGGUCAAGCAGAUGAAAGGUGCCAGGCCCGAUUGUGUUACCGUCCAGAAGAAGCUCAGUAGGGAUAGGGUUGUAACCGCUUAUGAAGUCAGGGAUAAGCCUUCUACUCUUAAACCCGACGAUUGGGAUCGGGUUGUUGCUGUUUUUGUGCUCGGCAAGGAGUGGCAGUUUAAGGAUUGGCCUUUCAAGGACCAUGUUGAAAUUUUCAACAAAAUUAUUGGAUUUUUCAUGCGUUUUGAAGAUGAUAGUUUGGAGUCAUGCAAGACUGUCAAGCAGUGGAAUGUCAAGAUUAUCUCGAUUAGUAAGAACAAGCGACAUCAAGACAGGGCUGCAGCAUUGGACGUCUGGGAGAGACUAGAAGACUUUGUACGCGCACGAUCACAUUCUUGAUUUUGUACCAUAUUUACAGAUCAUGUACGUACAUAAUUUUUUGAUUUCGAGAACUCCUUAGGGCCACAAUGUUGCACUUUUUGCUGUCUUCAUGUUUUAUCGGAUGAUAUGAGAUAAAUGUUUAAGAUUAUAUGCUCCGUGUAAUGGAUGGGAAUGUUUACACCUGCUUUGAGCUUUCAAGCUACAUAUGUCAAGUUUAUGCCCAAGUUCUUGUCCAUAUAAAGAUUAAUUUCUAUGCAACGUUUGGAACA
Molecule: messenger RNA, 1467 nt
Organism: Glycine soja
Lineage: Eukaryota; Viridiplantae; Streptophyta; Magnoliopsida; Fabales; Fabaceae
Product: protein CDC73 homolog
Exons: 3
Coding region: 47-1216 (389 amino acids)
Biological process (GO): positive regulation of transcription elongation by RNA polymerase II; transcription elongation by RNA polymerase II
Cellular component (GO): Cdc73/Paf1 complex
Molecular function (GO): RNA polymerase II complex binding
Source: RefSeq, a predicted model, not a curated record